Sordaria macrospora k-hell is the source of this 1146-nucleotide messenger RNA. Lineage: Eukaryota; Fungi; Ascomycota; Sordariomycetes; Sordariales; Sordariaceae. The record is from RefSeq and is a predicted model, not a curated record.
AUGUCCCGCAAAAGCAUCGAAAGCAGUCGUUCUCCAAGCUUGUGGAACCGAGCACUUUCAAUCCGCUCCAACAACCGGAGCAGCGGUAACGGUACCUCCACCAACUCCUCCUCUCACCACCACUCUUCACGCCGUGGCUUCAACCUGUCCUCCCUCCGGGGGACCAUCCAGCCCGAGAUGUCCAAGAAGCUCUAUCGUCUAAUCAAGUCCGAAAACAACCUGAUUUCCGCGCACGAGACGGCGGCCAAGGAGCGCCUCUCGAUCGCCCAACAGCUCUCAGAAUGGGGCGAGCAGACUUCGGACGAAGGCAUCAGUGACAUAAGUGACAAGGUAGGCGUGAUCCUGUCGGAGCUGGGCGAGCAGGAGGACAACUAUGCGCACGCGCUGGACGAUAGCCGCGGCACGCUGAAAGCCAUCCGUAACACGGAGAAGAGCGUGCAGCCGAGCCGGGACGGCAAGAACAAGAUCGCGGACGAGAUUGCGAAGCUUAAGUCCAAGGAGCCCGAGAGCACAAGGCUGGUGGUACUGGAACAGGAGCUCGUUAGGGCCGAAGCGGAGAAUUUGGUUGCUGAGGCGCAGUUGUCGAAUAUUACUCGUCAAAAGCUUAAAGAAGCCUACACAGCCGAGUUCCUCGCCACCAUCGAGCGCGCCGAGAAGCAAGUCAUCCUCGCCCGCCACGGUCUCCGUCUGCUCAACCUCCUCGACGACACUCCCAUCGUCCCUGGCGACGCCGGUAUCCCGUACACACAGGGCCACCAAGCCAGACAAAUCCUCAACGAUGCCGAAGACGAUCUGCGUGACUGGCGUCCCACGACGACGGCGCAGGACGAGGACGCCAAGUAUGUUACUAGCAACUCGCCUCCUCCUCAGUGUCAGCAGCAGUACGCUCAACAGCCACUCCAGGCUUCGCAGCCGAGGGCGGAAGGUCAGCAUUUGCAGGAGGCACAACAGCAGCAGGUAGCCCAGCAGGUAACGCAGCAGCAGCCGAGGGCGGAGGGUCAGCAUUUGCAGCAGGCUGUACCGCAGCAGUUGAAUGAGAAGGAAGAGUAUGGUGCGAGUUUGACCGGGACUGAGACGAAUACGACUGGAACUGGGAGUGUGGCAGGGGGUGCUCAGGAGCGCCAGGUUCAGACGACCAUUGUCUGA